GGUUUAAAAAGCAUCCCAUGAGCGGAUAAAGGUAGACGGACGGACAGGGGACAGGAGACCAGUCAUGUUCGCGAGCCGGGCGCCAGCGACGGUGGGAAAAGGUGCCAAGUUUUCUGUGGAAGAGCUGUACGGUUUUACCAAAAAGCCAAAGUUUACCAAAGGGCAAUGCGGGAAAGCAGACAAAGCGGACAGCAAGAAGGACGUAAAAGAGAAUGAAGAAGCGGUCCUGAAGUCUCACAUCUUGGAGGCAGCCAAGCGGGUGAUGGAAAGGCGACGGCUGGAAAUUUACAUGAGGGAAUGUGACGUGACCAUGGAGGAUUGCGGCAUGGCCUACAGAAAUCUCGGAAAAACCGGACUCAGAGUGUCCUGUUUGGGACUAGGAACAUGGGUGACGUUUGGCUCUCAGAUCUCAGAUGAGAUGGCAGAUAGUGUGAUGACGUUGGCGUACGAUAACGGCAUCAACGUGUUUGACACGGCUGAAGUCUACGCCUCUGGCAGAGCUGAGACAACUUUGGGAAACAUUUUAGAGAAGAAAGGCUGGAGGCGGUCCAGCUAUGUGGUGACCACAAAAAUCUAUUGGGGAGGACAGGCCGAGACAGAGCGAGGGUUGUCGCGGAAACACAUAAUAGAAGGGCUCCGUGGUUCUCUGGCCAGGUUGAAGCUGGACUAUGUUGACAUCAUCUUUGCCAAUAGAAGUGACGUCAACUCGCCCAUGGAGGAGGUGGUGCGAGCAAUGACAUUUGUCAUCAACCAGGGCAUGGCCAUGUACUGGGGCACCUCACGCUGGAAUGCGAUGGAGAUCAUGGAAGCAUACUCCAUCGCUCGACAGUUUAAUCUAGUUCCUCCGGUGUGUGAGCAGGCCGAGUAUAACUACUUCCAGCGGGACAAAGUGGAACUACACUUGCCAGAACUCUACCACAAGAUUGGUGUUGGGGCCAUGACGUGGUCACCUUUAGCCUGCGGAAUGAUCACAGGAAAAUAUAACAGCGGCCUCCCUCAAAGCUCCAGAGCUGCCAUGAAGGGUCACGGGUGGCUGAAGGAGCGUCUCUGCAGCGACGAGGGCAAGCAGCAGCUGAGUAAAGUCAAAGAGCUCUAUCUGUUGGCGGACAGGAUCGGAUGCACCCCCGCUCAACUUGCCAUCGCCUGGUGUCUGCGCUGUGAAGGAGUCAGUUGUGUUCUACUGGGUGUAUCCAACACAGAGCAGCUAAUGGAGAACCUCAGUUCCAUACAGGUCCUGUCACAGCUGACUCCGGCCCUUAUCGCAGAGAUGGACACGUUGCUAGGCAACAAGCCCCGGAAGCCCACAAAGGAGGCAAAAAGCUGAGAGGCAUCCAUAUUCAAAUGAAUGGGUGAAGCCAAAAGUGGCCCGGAUGUAAAUGGCCAACACUUCCCAUUUGACAAAUAAAAACCUAACUUUGUGUGAUGA
Hippocampus zosterae (dwarf seahorse) is the source of this 1426-nucleotide messenger RNA. Its product is annotated as voltage-gated potassium channel subunit beta-2-like. The record is from RefSeq and is a predicted model, not a curated record. Lineage: Eukaryota; Metazoa; Chordata; Actinopteri; Syngnathiformes; Syngnathidae. The transcript has 15 exons. Gene Ontology annotation, biological process: regulation of potassium ion transmembrane transport; potassium ion transport. Gene Ontology annotation, molecular function: voltage-gated potassium channel activity; potassium channel regulator activity; transmembrane transporter binding. Bases 65 to 1324 code for a protein of 419 amino acids. Gene Ontology annotation, cellular component: voltage-gated potassium channel complex; membrane; cytoplasm.